Molecule: messenger RNA, 4427 nt
Organism: Micropterus salmoides (largemouth bass)
Lineage: Eukaryota; Metazoa; Chordata; Actinopteri; Centrarchiformes; Centrarchidae
Product: epithelial cell-transforming sequence 2 oncogene-like
Exons: 21
Coding region: 602-3535 (977 amino acids)
Molecular function (GO): protein binding; guanyl-nucleotide exchange factor activity
Source: RefSeq, a predicted model, not a curated record
UUUGGAGUAUCAUCUUUGUGCAUUCAUUUGCAUUUAAAUGCUCUUGAAACUACAAACUAAAAAGUCCUGUACUGCUGCUGUUUAGAAUGUAGCGGAGCUUGUGUUGUUUCAGGUUUUCCUCGAAAUGAUCAUGUGGGAUGAGCAGUUGGUGUGAAUGCAGUGAUUGAUUAAUUACAUGUGCAAAAUGUGAAUGGGUUUUAAUAUAUCAUUAGGGAUUAUUGAUGGCAGCUCAAGUGCCCUGCAGUCCAAUAUGGUAUUGUAUGCAGUCAUCUUAUUCCUUACAUUUUCUGAAUUCCUAAAUGAAUUCACUGUUCUUCGCAUAAAUUGACAUGAUGGACUUUUGUUUGUGCUGACAACCUGCUGUUCGUUUCAUGAUCCCAGCCUUGAACCCAUCUCGUUACUUAUUAAUGUGCAGGAGGGGUGUCCUGUGUGGAGGAAUGUGCUCAUCCCUGUGUUGGUGCGUCUCUAAGGUUACUGGCAGCAGCGGGAUGGCGGCCUGUUGUUUGGUGUUAGAAAGCUAAAUCUGGCGGUAAAUGGGAAUUUGUGGAUUUUAACAGAAGUCGAAGCGUUUUCUCAAAGUGGGGUUUUCCUAUGCGAGUUCAUGGAGAACCUGAAGUCGGUCCCUCACUCGGUGAAGCGGUGGCAGCUCAGGGGGACAGACUGUGACCCGCAGCAAGCCCGCAGCCUGCGCGCCGAAACCCGCUUCAGCACCUGGACUCCGCUGAACAACAAGACGAGCAACCUGCAGUUAUUUGAAGAGAGGAUGAACCUUGUGUUCCACUGGUUCGAUCUGUGGACUGACACACAGAGGAAACACCUGUUGCACUCUCUGCUUACACGCUGCACCAGGUCACAGCUCAAGUGCUGUAGGGAUUUUCUGAUCGAGUCAGUUCCUGUGACUCAAGUAGACUUCACGGUGGUGCUGCCACGGUUCCUGUCCCUGUAUGUGAUGUCAUUCCUGUCCCCUUGUGACCUCUGCUCUGCCGCCCAAGUCAGCUGGCACUGGAGGGUCCUUGCCGAGCAGGACUGCCUGUGGGAAGGUCGGUGCAUCAGAAGAGGCUGGUUCCUUCCCUACAUUCCAGGAGAGAAAGAAUAUGGAGCGUGGAAGAACCACUAUGUCUCUUGCGUCUCCACGCUAGACUGGCUCACUCCCCGGGAGGCGGCAGAGAAGUAUGGGACCCUAAACCAACAGAUCACAGGGAUGACGGAGGAGGAGGAAGAGAGGAGGAAGGAGAGGAGGAUCAGGCAGAUGAUCAGAGACAAAAUACAGGAAGAGAAGAGACUAUCUAUGAGAACAAGGAGAGCCUGGGGCAGCUACACAAAACCAGAGGGAGUUAGAGGUGGAAGUACCCAGACAACGAGGCCCAGCUCUAGAACAUUCACCUCUUUGCUUUCCUGGCCUACAAGUAAUGUCAAGUCUUCCAGCCUCGGUCUUAGCCCGGACAGGCGACAGCCCAUGACAGCAGCUUCAAGCUUGGAGAGAGUUUGGGCCUCCAGUCCUAGCAGUGAAAGAGUGAACAAAGCCAGUGGAGCACUGUCAUCCUUCACCUACAGACCUGCACUGCCACAACCACUCUCUCACAUCCAUCUUCCCACUCCUGCCCUCUUACUGCUGAUCUCCAAUAGAAUUCCUGCCUAUGAGCUGCUGCUAAGUGGUGUGAAAGCAGGAGUGAUUGUGGUUCUCUAUGACCAUAGAGCAACUCUCUCAGCUUUGUUAACCCAGGUGGAGAGGGCUAUUUCUGGGCAGAGAGCUCAGAGGCUGGGCCUACUAGCUCCAGGAGGAACGGAGGAAAUCCAUCUGCUUCACAGUAGUAGCCUGUCAGAGAAGACUUUACUGACCCCUGACCAUAGAGAAUUCUGGGAAAAACUAUGUGGCUGGGUGGCACCAACUGAGGAGGGAGGAGGGAUUGACAUCUUCUCCCCUCUUGCUGCAUCUGCAUCAGGAGUGGCUCUCAUCCAGACUCUCUCUACUCUGACUGGUCUGGAGGUUCAGGCGCCAAUGGGUCUUGCCACCGGAAGUUUCCAGAACAUCCUGAGUGAGUGGUCUGACAGCAGUGUUUGCACCGGACUUUCCAACCAACAACCAGUAGCCCCAGCAGUGCAGUUUGUGUGUGAGAGUGUACUGCAGGGCUGGUGCAGACAGGCUCAGUGGAUGGAGGAGGCUCUGGGGGAGCUGAGGGGCUGCCUGGGGCCACAGUUAGAACGGGUCAGCCUCCAGGCUAGGGGCCGAGCUCUGGGUAACUUUCUGUGGGAGAAAAUCUGCCUUGAGGAGCUUUGUGUGUCCAAAGAUCUGAAUGAGGCUCUGACUGAGGGACUCACUGCUCUCACAAGACAGGAAAAGACAAGACCUUUGGAGUUUCUUGCUGUCUUCUUGUCAAGAUGGAGUGAGGAGAGUAAUGGAGAGGAAAAGAGGCAAAACAAAAGAGCCGAUGAUUUCUCUUUCUUACCACAUAGCUCACAGAAAUGCCUCAGUCCGAUGAUAUCUGAGCUACCACAGACGGCGUUAGAUUGGAGAGGCGCAGUUGCCAGAGAGCUGCACCACAGCGAGUGUAUUUAUAUGGGAAGACUGGGCGCUGUGGUGAAGGUGUACCAGGAGCCUCUUACAGCAGCUCUGAACUCCAACAGAGCCAUACUAAGCUAUGCUGACAUCCACAUUGUACUCAACCCUGUCACACAAAUACUGGAGCUGAACAGGGUGUUUCACAUAGAUUUACAAGCCAGGCUGCAGCAGUGGGGUGCAGAGCAGUGUGUCGGAGAUGUGUUUGUGAAACUGUGCUCAAAGCUCAGAGUCUACACCAACUACCUCAACAACUACCCCACUGCCCUCCAUACCAUUGACAAGUGCAGGGAGACAAAGCCUUCAUUUCGGGCUUUCCUGAAGAGAGCAGACAGAUCUCUUGCCACACACAUGCUGAGCCUACAGGAGCUGCUGCUGUGUCCAGUGUGGAGAAUACAGGAGUAUGUGACUCUGCUUCAAGCUCUGUCUGUACACACACACCCCGGUCACCCUGACCACACACACCUCUCCUCCGCCCUCAACACCCUGCUACAAUUCAGAGAAUUCAUACAAAAGUUAAAAUGUAACUCUAAGAAAGAAAGGCUGAUGGAGGAAACGCAGCAGAAGAUCCAAGGCUGUCCGAACCUCAGUGAAGGAAACAGACAGCUGAUAGUAACUCAGGACGCUGCUUUGCUCAGGAGCCCUGAUGAACUGAUUCCUGAAUCGCUCAGGACCUAUGAGCAUGUGUCUGACGUGGGCCUGUUCCUGUUUAAUGAUGCUUUAGUGUUAACGCGGCGAAACGUGCAUCACACACCUUUCACAUUGGCUCACCAAAGCACUCACACUUUCCUGGCCUCUGUGGCUCUUGCCAGCCUGUCUGUCAGAGAGAUCGCACGUACACGCUAUGUGUGUCAUGCCUUUGUCCUGGAGGGUCCUUGUCGUUCCUGGGUUUGUGCCACAGAAAGAGGUGAAGAGAGAGAGCACUUUCUGUCUGUGCUUCGCUCAGCUAUAAACUCUGCUUUAACAGGACAUCAGUGACAGCACUAUGAUGAAACACCAGCACAGCAAAAGGAGGUUUGGACACCACUGUUGGCCCUGGUUAUUUGAAAAAGUAAUUUUUUAAAAAGUUCAGGAGAUCUCAAAAGGCAGUUAUUUCUCCACUCCAUGAUAUGAUGUAAAGACAGCAGCAGUUUAAAUGGUAUUCUUAGUGUCCCGCCGUAAAAGUAUUUCCAGAGGUAAUCCUAUAGUCACAGUAAUUACUUUUAUAAGUCAAUACAAAGAAAUGAAGAAGUGUUUUUAAUUUGCAAUAUGUGGAAGUUAUAAAUUAUUAUGUCACUGCUGUACAAUAGCUGGAAGGUGCAAUGUAUUACAGUACAUGUCAAACAGUGUCUGGGUUACCAUGAUGUAUGUGUAGAAAUGUAUAUAAAUUUCUACACUUACAUCAUCACAAUUUUCUGAUACUGCACUCACUGACUCCAAAACCGUAAUGACUCAGUGUCUGCUAGAUAUGUUUGACCCCAUCUAUAGAUCGUAACAAACUUUUUUUAUGCAUGCAUAUUUGGAUAUAAAUAAUACCUGAACAUAAUACUGUUGGAAGAAUAGCAUCAAAAAAUGACAAAACUUUGACUGUACAGCAUGAUUGAUGCAGCUCCUUAAAAUCAAGUUCUUUACUCUUGCACUGUAAACCUGUUAUGGCUUAAGUUAAAAACUUCUCUAGUGGUUUCAUUACAGCCUUUAUGAACUUUUUUUAGUUUAGUUGUUUUAUGUAUCAUAUGUUGCCCUGUCAGAGGCAGUGGAUAUUAGAAAGUGCUUUGUAUUUUCCUGUUUUGUUUUGUCUUGUGUAAGUAGCUGUGUGUAAAACAGUCUAUGCGUACUUACUGUAGACUGGGAACAUUGUGGGCUUUAUUUUUACUGUAAUCAUGUUGACAAU